Messenger RNA from Chrysemys picta bellii (western painted turtle), 1608 nucleotides. NCBI's taxonomy places the organism in Eukaryota, Metazoa, Chordata, Testudines, Emydidae. The record is from RefSeq and is a predicted model, not a curated record.
UGGCCCCCACCCCACCUGGCCCCAUUCAUUAUGUCUCAGCUGUGGGACCAGACCCCCCCCCCUUCGCUCUCCCCCAGAAAAGGGCCUGCCAGCCCCGGAGAUGUUACCCCUGAGCCCUGUGAGGUUACCCGGAUGAGCCAGGCCUGGUGGGGGGAGGGAAGGAAAAGGGGCAGGGACGUGGGGGGGGGAUAUACAGCCCUGAAGCGAUGGCCUCCCAUGCUCCUUGUAGAGGUUUCCAGUCGUGUCCCCCUGGGCUGACGCUGUCGCUUUGUAUCCCCAGGAUGUGCUCAGGCCAGUGUGCGGAGAUCUGGAGAUACGUCACCCGGCUCGUGCACCACCAGAGGAAUGUGAAGAAGAUCCGAGGGAACUUGUUGUGGUACCAGCAUCUGGAAGAGGCAGAGAUGAGGGGGCCGGUGGAGACUGCUGGUUGAAUGGGGUCUAGGGCAGGGAAAGCCCAGCAGGUCGGAACCGGAGCAGGAGCGGCGCCGGCAGCUGGCCCAGGGCGUGGCCCGCCUGCGUGGGGAGCUGCAGCAGUUGGACCUGCAGAUGGAGACGGCCCAGCGCGAGGUCAUGCCUGACGAGGUCUCCCUGGAGGCGGCCCAGGAGCGGAUCCGCGACGCCCAGCGCCGCUCCCUGCUGCUCAAGGCCUAUGCGGCCCGCACGGCCAAGGAGCACCAGCAGCUGCAGGCCAGCGUAACACAGCUGGAGGGGCGGCUGGAGCAGCUGCAGGACAUCAGCAGAAAGGCCAAGGUGGAGCUGACGGUGGGAGGGAAGGUGCCUGACCUCGGGUUUGCUGGCGUGGAGCCUGAAGUACUGCGGGACGUGCGGACGGCCUGCCAGCUGCGCUUCCACUUCCUGAAGUGGCUCUUCGAGCACAGCACGUCUGGGGCCCUCCCCAGCGGGACAAGCGAGGAGCUGCUGGAGGCAUCCUACCAGCACUGGUUGAGCACGGUGGAGGACAUCGUGGGUUCCCACCCUCCCAACCACCUCCUGGCAGCCCUGGAGCACCUGGCCCUGGAGAACACCCUGCAGAUGCAAGAGCUCACCAGCCGCAUUGACAUUCCCCGUGACGUAGAGGCGCUCAAGUUCCGCUACGAGAGCGCCCGCCUGGAAGACCUGGCGGGGCCGCCAGCAGCCCUGCCCUCGGUCCGGGGCCUCAUACAGGAAGGCUGGAGCAGGUGUGAGGAGCUGUGGGUGCAACAGCUCCCCCUACAGGCCCGGGAGCAGCGAGGCACGGCCCAGCUGGCCUCCCUCCUGCAGGAGAUGCACCGGCUGCUGGCGGACGGCUCGGAGCGCGCCAUCCUCGCCAGGUAGCUGCCCCAGGCCUUUGGAGACACCCCGCCCCCUGGGCUCACCCCUGCACAGUUGGUGACCACCCACUCCUGGGAGACGGUCCCCUGCUGGGGAGACUUCCCGCUCCAGGAGUCCCUCUGCGCUGUGAGGGCCCCCUGGAGAGCGCUCCCUGCUGGGGAGACUACCCUGUUCCGUGGGGUCCCCCUGUGCUGUUGGGGCCUGUGGUGAGCACCCCCUGCCGGGGAGACAUCCCCACCACCCAGGGUCCCUCCUGCACAGUCGGUGACCACCCACCCCUGGGAGACUGCCCCCUGC